UUCUUCCAUCGACAGCCUCCCCGACACACAACGACAUGCUCGACCACGUGUCCAUCUUCAGCCAAAGCGGCACUGUCCUGUGGUCGCGCUCGAUGUGCAAGCUUCGCGGCAAUCCUGUUGACCAUUUGGUCAAGACUGUGCUAUUGGAAGAGCGUCUUGGACGCAAAGAGUUCAACUAUGAAUCGUACCAGAUGCGUUGGAGCUUGGAGAACAAGCUCCAGCUCGUGCUCGUCGUCGUGUAUCAAAAAGUUCUCCAGCUUUUGUAUGUGGAUGAGCUCCUCGAGCGUCUCAAGCGGGAAGUUGUGGCGCAUUUUGCCGAUGACAUUCGCACGCGUAAGGCAUUCGCCUCGUUCGACAAAACGUUCGACCGAAUCCUCCGCGAUGUCGAGUCGGGACACUUGAAAACGAAACGCCCUAUCACGGCUCAUGCUCCCGCCGUCGUCUCGUCCACCGAGAUUGACCUCACGCGCAGCGCGCAAGAUGACGGAAACGGUGACGGCGAGUUGGAGAAACUCAAGCAUGACCUCAAACUGGUCGGAAGCAGCGGGUCCAAGCAACCUCGAACUAUGCGCACCGGUCCACGCGCAGGAAAGAAGAAGGGGAGCAAGAAGGACGCAGAAGAAUCCACGCAACCCAAAGGAGGCAAGGCGCGAACAGUGUGGCACGACCCCCGAAAGACUGUUUCGUCCAAGGAAAUGGCCGAACUUGAUCGAUCGCGCUCGCUAAAUAGUGAGGAAGAAGAGGCUUCGCUGGCCCAACGCCGCAACGAGUUGAUUGGUGAGGGCGGCGUCGACGACGGCGACGAGUCGGACGAUGAGCAGAGCGACACGUCCAACGUGUCCGGGAGUGACUCGGACGCCGGGGCGACCGGUUGGAGCUUUGGCAAGACACGGUUUGGAGACUUUUUGCAGUCCAUUUCCGGCAACAAGAUUUUGGAUCGCGAGGACGUGGCCCCCAUCGUGGAGCAGUUCCGUCAGCAGUUGAUCAGCAAGAACGUCGCAACGGAGGUGGCGCAAGAGUUGUGCGAAUCCGUCAUCUCGACAAUGGUCGGCCAACGCCUCGAAAGCUUUACACGCAUUCAAACGGUGGUGCAAAAAGCACUAGAAGCCGCGCUGUUGCGCAUCCUGACGCCGAAGAAGUCGACGGAUGUGCUGCGCGAAGUCCUGGCAGCGCGCGACCAAGGCCGGUGCUUCAGCAUCGUCUUCGUGGGUGUCAACGGCGUUGGCAAGUCGACCAGUUUGUCGAAAGUGUGCUAUUACCUCAAAUCGCGAGGCGUCAAGAUUAUGAUUGCCGCGUGCGACACAUUUCGAUCGGGGGCCGUCGAGCAGCUGAACCAGCAUUGCAAGGUCUUGGAUGUGCCGCUGUUUGAGCGAGGAUACGCCAAGGACCCUGCGUCGGUGGCGAAGGAUGCGAUCGCGUACGGCAACGACAACGGGUUUGACUGCGUCUUAAUUGACACGGCCGGCCGCAUGCAAAACAACGAACCGCUCAUGCGUGCACUGGCAAAGCUCGUGUCCGUGAACAACCCUGAUCUUGUCCUCUUUGUGGGGGAAGCGCUUGUGGGCAACGACGGGAUCGACCAGCUCUCGCUCUUCGAUCGGGUUUGUUUGGUUCCUCGCGUUAUUAAGAUGGGCGAAGUGUUGACAUCCGAAUGCGCAGGCGCUGGUCGACUACUCGGACCGCCAAGUGCCGCGUCGUGUCGACGGCAUCGUCAUUACGAAAUUUGACACGAUCGAUGACAAAGUUGGCGCGGCCGUGUCCAUGGUAUACAAGACGGGGCAGCCCAUCAUGUUUGUCGGGACAGGGCAGAAGUACACGCACCUCGCCAAGCUCAACGUCAAGACUGUGCUGCGAAGUCUUCUCAACUAAGCGCGUGAAUGAACUCUAGUCGUGCAUCCGCCAUGCCAAUCCCCGCAUCGAUCGUUCCAUCCUUCAGAGCUUGGUGCCGCCCAACACAGUUGUUGCGCAUCCGGA
This is a messenger RNA of Aphanomyces invadans, 1974 nucleotides long. RefSeq lists its product as hypothetical. The record is from RefSeq and is a predicted model, not a curated record. Gene Ontology annotation, cellular component: endoplasmic reticulum membrane; signal recognition particle receptor complex. Bases 36 to 1727 code for a protein of 563 amino acids. Gene Ontology annotation, molecular function: ATP hydrolysis activity; GTP binding; signal recognition particle binding. The transcript is spliced from 10 exons. Gene Ontology annotation, biological process: SRP-dependent cotranslational protein targeting to membrane. NCBI's taxonomy places the organism in Eukaryota, Oomycota, Saprolegniomycetes, Saprolegniales, Verrucalvaceae.